AAAAAUAGGGGGAAAAAAAAAGGAAAAAGUCCACGGUAAGUUCCAUCCGAUUCCAUGGAGGUCAUCGAUUCAAGCUCUGAAUCCUUCUAGAUUUUACUAGAAUGCUCCGCACUCACUGAUCGUAUGCUUUUUCCACUCCAGCCGGCCACCCUCAUCGGAGCAUCUCAUUUCCUCAACCUUCAGUCCAUUUCGUUCAUCGCAACUUCAUCGUUUCAUCUUUCGAACCGCACACACAAUCGGAGAAAUCGAAGAUGUUCGGAGUCGUCUUUCCCAAUCGAAGCUUUCCGAUGGACAUUUCAGCUUUCUCUCAAAUCGACACUUUCCAUUGGGUUCUCGACAUGAACACAUUCGUCGGUGAAGCCUACGAUCAGAUUCGUGAAAUGUGCAUUUUCUUAUUGAAUAAUUUCACUCUUCCGCCCGAUAAAGCUCUGGCUGUCUAUAUUCAAUCCCCUGGAUCUCAGUUUCUCUUCUGUGGUGCUGUAACCCUAGCCAGGCCCUCCGCGGUGCUAUCUCUUCCAUGGCCGGAGCCAGGUGGUCAGAUGCAGCUCAUGCCGCCUGAUUCGGCUCCUCUCUCAGCUAAAAUUGGAGUCUCCGUCCAGGAUUUGGCUUCCCUGCCAUCGCUUGAUGUCACGGCGGAAAAGCGAAUUGAGCGUCUGGCUCUAAAAGUUGGUGAGAAUCUCUUCAAUUUCAUGCAAUCUUUCUGCGGUGUUGAUGGUUCAAAGUUGGUUGUGCCGAUGGAUAUCUUGGACAGAUGGUUCAAGAAGUUUCAGGAGAAAGCCAAGCGUGAUCCUGAGUACUUGAAAGGCUUCGUUUUGUAAGGCUCCAAUUCAUCCCCCCAUCAUCUUUUUUUGUUGGGGGGAAGAGUUUUGAGACGCUGUAUUGUAGAGUAGUCGUGUUAAUGAAAUUAGGUUCUCUGUGUUUCUUUUUAUGGAUUGGGAAAGUCGAAAUUUCCUUCAAAUCUCUGAAUCUCUGUUCUUCUGAUAGUGUAUCUCACUUUGUUAUGAAAGAACAUGGGCUUCGCCAUUGCUUCUGAAAAGAGCAGCUUGUGGUUUGUUACUCUCUGAACUUUCUCAAUCCUUCCAAGCUCACUGGUUUCAAACAAUAGACUGUAUCUCAAUAUUGAGGCUCUAUCUCUCAAUCUGGCGUGGCCUUGGAGCUGUAGAGAUAUCGAUAUGCUUGAGGAUUGCCUUUCCCUCCCCUUUUUCGGAUGAGGAUAUGUUUUUGUGCUAUUUUGGAAGGUUUUGGGAAAAGAAACAACAUAAAUUUUGAAAAAUCUUAGGGGAGUUGUGAUCCUUGGUAGAUUCAUACUUUUCUCUGGGUUUUCAUUUGUAAAGAACAUAUUUUUUUCUUGAUUGGAAUUGGAACCCUCUUUUUGGGGAGUUCUUCUUGUAUUCCCCCUUGUUCUUGUUCAUUUAUUCUCAAUGACAGCUUGGCUCUUUACCCCAAAAAAA
Messenger RNA from Benincasa hispida (wax gourd), 1451 nucleotides. Its product is annotated as hikeshi-like protein. NCBI's taxonomy places the organism in Eukaryota, Viridiplantae, Streptophyta, Magnoliopsida, Cucurbitales, Cucurbitaceae. The record is from RefSeq and is a predicted model, not a curated record. Gene Ontology annotation, biological process: protein import into nucleus. Gene Ontology annotation, cellular component: cytosol; nucleus. Gene Ontology annotation, molecular function: nuclear import signal receptor activity.